Messenger RNA from Kwoniella botswanensis, 561 nucleotides. RefSeq lists its product as uncharacterized. Lineage: Eukaryota; Fungi; Basidiomycota; Tremellomycetes; Tremellales; Cryptococcaceae. The record is from RefSeq and is a predicted model, not a curated record. The transcript is spliced from 4 exons. Bases 1 to 561 code for a protein of 186 amino acids.
AUGCUCGCCACUUUACUUACCCUCCUUCCACUUUCCUUGCUUUCUUUGAUCUCCGCAUCACCCACUCCUAUUCAGAAGAGAUAUACAGGAGUCAAGAUCCAAUCGUAUCGAGAUGGGUACUGUCUUGUGCCUUAUGGUCCUCAUCAGUACAACGGGGUCCAAGUCAAGACCACCCAAUGUCAAUAUGCUCCUCGAUGGGAUAUCAACCCUGGAAGUGGAAGUGUCAUCUUGAGUGGAACCAACUUCGCCUUGAGUGCUGGUACAGGUACUGAGAAUGGUGAGAUUGUCAAGAUCUGGGAGUCUUACCCUGGCUUAUUCCAACAAACCUGGUACCUUACCGAUGAUUACCGAAUCGCUAUCACAGGUGGAAACCAAUGCUUGGAUGAAGGUGAUAAUUACGGCACUCAAACUUGGCAAUGUACUCCUUAUAACAACAAUCAAGUCUGGAACAUCCUCGAAGGAGAUGAUCUCGGAGCUACUCCGAUUCCCUUACCCGAACCAGUCGAUCCUACUCCGACUCCAACAUACACCCUCGUAGAGGCUACCACUACUGCUGCAUAG